Eurypyga helias (sunbittern) is the source of this 934-nucleotide messenger RNA. Its product is annotated as probable ATP-dependent RNA helicase DDX10. The record is from RefSeq and is a predicted model, not a curated record. The annotation marks the transcript as partial. The transcript has 6 exons. Lineage: Eukaryota; Metazoa; Chordata; Aves; Eurypygiformes; Eurypygidae.
AAUUAAUCCUGAAAAACUUACGGACAUCCAAAAGAAGAUGCAGUCUUUCUUAGCUCAAGAUAAGGAGUUAAAAGACAAAGCUCAAAGGUGUUUUGUCUCCUACUUGCGUUCUGUUUACUUAAUGAAGAAUAAAGAAGUAUUUGAUGUUUUCAAAUUGCCUCUAGCAGAAUAUGCACUGUCACUUGGUCUCGCAAUGGCACCUCGUGUGAGAUUUCUUCAAAAAGUUCGGAAACAGCUGUGUGCGAAUGAGGCGGCUGAUGGGAUGGAUCACUUGGGGGAGACAGAGCAAGAUAAAAGUACCAUCUCCUCAACAAACGAUGGAGUGGAGAAAUGUGGAACUACUUUCAGUGGGAACAUGUCUGUUAGCAAAACAAAGGUAAAAGAGAGCAGGAAAGAAACUGAGGAAUGUUCUGCUUCCAGUGAAGGUGCUGAGGAGAGUGGUGAGUCUGAGGAGGAAUCAAAAGAGGUAUCUGAGGAGGAAGAGAAGGAGGAAAAAGAAGUUCCUGUACCAAGCAGGGUUCCAAACCCAGACUCCAUGCAAUUCUUUGAAGGUGAUGAUGACGAUGACGAUGAUGCCAAAGAUCCUGAUUUGCUAACAGUGAAACGACGGAAUGUUUUUGGUGUGGGAACUGAAGAUAAUUCAGCACCGUUGGAAGAGGAAUCAUCAAAAUCAAAGUUGAAGAAAAAAACAACUAAAACCCAAGAAGCAAAAAAAAUAUUGAAGAAGAAAUUCAAAGUCAACACAAAAAUAGUCUUUACUGAAGAUGGAGAGGUAAUGCAGCAGUGGCCACCUGUGCAAAAAUCCAGUUUGGCGAAAGCAGAUGAGGAAGAUGAUGCCAGCGGUAUCAACCUAGAUAAAGCAAAAGAGAUACUGCGGGAAGAAGACAAAUUUGACAAAGAAGAAUACAGGAAGAAAAUAAAGGAUAAACAUAGG